Messenger RNA from Rattus rattus (black rat), 3455 nucleotides. It is a transcript of the gene Ppfibp2, whose product is annotated as PPFIA binding protein 2. The record is from RefSeq and is a predicted model, not a curated record. The transcript is spliced from 25 exons. Lineage: Eukaryota; Metazoa; Chordata; Mammalia; Rodentia; Muridae. Gene Ontology annotation, cellular component: presynaptic active zone. Bases 274 to 2937 code for a protein of 887 amino acids. Gene Ontology annotation, biological process: neuromuscular junction development. Gene Ontology annotation, molecular function: protein binding.
AAGGCCCCAGCAGCUAGAGAGCCACACUCCGGGACGAGCCUCUCUGGGGUCCCCGCCCCCGUCACGUGGGUGCCGGACCGGGUUAGUGUUGGCGGGUCGGCCACUUAGUUGGCAGUUGGUUCUUGGGCCGGUGGCCUGUCACUUGGUUCUCGGCUCUUAUGUUGGAAAGAGUAAGGGACACACCGGAGCGACCUGCAUACCUGAGCCUCCGAGAGAGAAGCUGCGCUCUUCCUCCAGUAGCAGCAGGAGGAGACUAAGCAGAUAAAAGGCGCCAUGACUUCUGACGCGAGUCAUAUGCUGGAAGCUGCCUUGGAGCAGAUGGAUGGGAUCAUCGCAGGCACUAAAACGGCUGCAGAUUUUAGUGAUGGUACCUGUGAGUCCGGGCUGUCUCCUCCAUCCUCCUGCUUGAACUCCAUGCCUGUGCUCCAUCUCAUCGAGGACCUGAGACUGGCCUUGGAGAUGUUGGCACUUCCUCAGGAAAGAGAAGCCCUCCUCAGCCAGAUCCCUGGCCCAACAGCUGCCUACAUAAAGGAGUGGUUUGAGGACAGCUUGUCCCAGGUAAAUCACCACAGUGCUGCUAGUAAUGAAACCUACCAGGAACGCCUGGCGAGGCUAGAAGGAGAUAAAGAGUCCCUCAUACUGCAGGUGAGCGUCCUCACAGAUCAAGUGGAAGCCCAAGGAGAGAAGAUUCGGGACCUUGAAGUGUGUCUGGAAGGUCACCAGGUGAAACUCAAUGCUGCGGAAGAGAUGCUUCAGCAGGAGCUGCUAAGUCGCACAUCUCUGGAGACCCAGAAGUUGGAUCUGAUGACUGAGGUGUCUGAGCUGAAGCUCAAGCUGGUUGGUAUGGAGAAAGAACAGAAAGAACAGGAAGAAAAACAAAGAAAAGCAGAGGAGUUACUGCAAGAGCUCAAGCACCUCAAAAUCAAAGUGGAGGAGCUGGAGAACGAACGGAACCAGUAUGAGUGGGAGCUGAAAGCCACUAAGGCUGAGGUAGCCCAGCUGCAAGAACAGGUGGCCCUAAAAGAUGCAGAAAUCGAGCGUCUUCACAGCCAACUCUCUCGGAAUACAGCUCUCCACAGUGACCAUGCAGAGCGAGAUCAAGAAAUCCACCGUCUGAAAAUGGGAAUGGAAACACUGCUGGUUGCCAAUGAGGAUAAGGACCGUCGGAUAGAGGAGCUGACAGGGCUGUUGAACCAGUACCUAAGGGUAAAGGAGAUUGUGAUGGCAACUCAGGGGCCUUCAGAGAGAACCCUCUCAAUCAAUGAAGAUGAAAUAGAGGGAAGCUUCCGGAAAUGGAACGCUACAAGUAAAAGCCCAGAGGAAGUAGUGAAACAAGAGGUAUUGCCACGAUGCAGCUCUCCCACCCCAGGGCCACCUCCAUUGCCACAGAAAUCAUUGGAGACCAGGGCUCAGAAGAAACUCUCCUGUAGUCUAGAAGACUUGAGAUGUGAAUCUGGGAAUAAGUGUAUCAAUGGGAACCAGACGUCCCCGGUGGGAGAGCCCAAGGACAGCUCUUUCCUAGCAGAGCAGAAAUACCCCACAUUACCUGGGAAGCUCUCAGGAGCCACACCCAAUGGAGAAGCUGCCAAAUCUCCUCCUACUGCCUCCCUCCAGCCUGACUCUUCAGGGAGCAGCCAGCCAAAGCUGAAUCGCGGCUGGAGUAUCAGUGCUCCCGUAUUAGGAGACACAGAAGGUGGUUGGGAAGAUAUCGUCAUGACCAAUGAACUCUCAUCUACUUCAUCUGGUACUGAGUCAAGCCCCCAGUCUCCCCUGACACCAGAUGGCAAACGGAGCCCCAAAGGCAUUAAGAAAUUCUGGGGAAAAAUCCGAAGAACUCAGUCAGGAAACUUCAACACUGAUGCACCGGGUAUGGCGGAGUUUCGACGAGGUGGUCUCCGGGCAACUGCAGGGCCAAGACUUUCUAGGACCAGGGACACCAAGGGACAGAAAUGUGAUGCCAAUGCCCCCUUUGCCCAAUGGAGCACAGAACGUGUAUGUACAUGGCUGCAGGAUUUUGGCCUGGCUCAGUACGUGAUCUUUGCCAGACAGUGGGUGGCAUCUGGCCAUACACUACUGACAGCUACCCCUCAGGACAUGGAAAAGGAGCUAGGGAUUAAACACCCACUCCAUAGGAAGAAGCUGGUUUUAGCAGUGAAAGCUAUCAACACCAAGCAAGAAGAAAAGUCUGCGCUGCUUGACCACGUUUGGGUGACACGGUGGCUUGAUGAUAUUGGCUUACCCCAAUACAAAGACCAGUUUUAUGAAUCAAGAGUUGAUGGGCGAAUGCUGCAAUACCUAACUGUGAAUGAUCUACUCUUCUUAAAAGUCACUAGCCAACUACAUCAUCUCAGCAUCAAAUGUGCUAUUCACGUGCUACAUGUCAACAAGUUCAACCCCAACUGCCUGCACAGGAGACCUGCUGAUGAGAGUAACCUUUCUCCUUCAGAAGUUGUGCAGUGGUCCAACCACAGGGUAAUGGAGUGGCUGCGAUCCGUGGACCUGGCAGAGUAUGCACCCAACCUUCGAGGGAGUGGCGUCCACGGUGGCCUCAUUAUCCUGGAGCCUCGUUUUACUGGGGACACCCUAGCUAUGCUUCUUAACAUCCCCCCACAGAAGACGCUCCUCAGGCGCCAUCUGACCACCAAAUUCAAUGCCCUGAUUGGUCCUGAGGCUGAACAGGAAAAGCGAGAUAAAAUGGCCUCACCAGCUUACACACCUCUGACCACCACAGCCAAAGUUCGGCCUAGGAAACUUGGAUUUUCACAUUUUGGAAACAUGAGAAAAAAGAAGUUUGAUGAAUCAACGGAUUACAUUUGCCCCAUGGAGCCUGGAGAUGCUGUCAGUGACAGCCACAAGGUCUACGGUGUCUACCGGGGCCUCAGUCCCCUUGAUAACCAUGAACUAGAUGGUCUGGACCAGGUGGGACAGAUAAGCUGACGCCCCUGUCAUCUGCCUUCUCUGUGCAAGGAGAGCUCACAGUAACAUCGCGUGUCACCAUAUAACUGCACUUCACCCUCGUCCUUGUGCAUGACCUGCAAAAAAAACAACUGUGUGUCUUUGGGCUGGUUUCCUUACACACCUUAAUGAUGGUCAGGAAUGCAGUUAUGCAACCACAAAGGGGACAGACUUUGGGGACUCUAGCCAAAUGUGGACUCAGGGGAGAUUACCUGGAGACAUUGUAUAUAUUUAGUAAUUCAUAAUAUCCGUAUUUCAGCUGGAAACACAUGAGCAGAGGCAGGCCCUGGCCAGUCCCAAAGGCUCAGUUCUCAGACACUGCCCCUAUACUUCUGUCACAGGAAGAAUUCAAGUGCCUUAGGCCUGGGAGCCACAAAGUCUUGGCUGAGAGCAAAGCGCCAACAGUGGGUAUUUAGGCCAUAGUGACAAUGUAAUUUGAUUGUACCUUACUAUAGGGCGGCCACUUCUUUCUGAUAAUAAAAACAGUAUUUAUAUAGAAA